UGUUCAUAUUAUACUUUUUAGACUUCUUAUGUAGGGCACUACUACACGUGCCUUUGGUACACCACUUAUGGAUGAAAAGAGUAUUAAGUCCAAAACAAACAUAUAUGAAGCCAGUUGUCAUAGUUCACAAAAAAAGAAAUCUAGUGUGGCUAUCAUACAAUUGCCUCAGGAGGGACCUUUUAUGGCGGUAGCAGAUAAAAUGGAACAGUCAGGACAAGAUGAAAGAACAAACAUUACUAAUGAUAUAGAUCAUGUUGAAAACACGGAAUCGAUCACAAUCACACAAAAAGAUAUCAAUCAAACAAAUGACGCCAAAGCGGUAUGCAACAUUGCGGAGGUACUACCCGAUAAUUCUUCGAAUCACUCGUAUGAAAUUACAUCAAAAGAAACAGAUCCAGGACCAUCAAAAGAAGCUGUAUUUCAUGUUUUCAUGCAUAAAGUGCCAUUGAAACGAAAACGUGCAAUUAAGAAACGUAAAACCUCUGAACUCAGUAAGGCGGGUUCUCCCGUUCCUCUUAGGAAUUAUAUAACAUAUAAUCCAACACAGAUCAAUAAUGAUGGAGAUAAACAAAGUCUCAUCAAGCAUCUGAAGAGUGCGACAGAAUUGUUGAAGAAGCGUAGAAGGGCGACAUGCGAUUUUGCCAAUAAAGCAUUCGAAGAUUUACGACUUUCUAUUGAAACUCGAUUUCACCUAUUGCUAAGCCAACGACAAGAGAGGUGGAAUCAUCUGAACAAUAUAUACAAACAAAAGUUGAAUGAUAUUAGCAAGGGAAUAGAGUGUGACUUCAGGAUUCCAAGCAUUCAUGAAGUGGCUCAUCAAGAUUCCAACGACGUAAAUUAUAUAUUGCAACAAAAUUCGGAAAGCGGAUAGUGAUCGAUGCAGGUGGGAAUAUGGGAUGUUAACAUCUGUACGA
Molecule: messenger RNA, 914 nt
Organism: Babesia bovis T2Bo
Lineage: Eukaryota; Apicomplexa; Aconoidasida; Piroplasmida; Babesiidae
Exons: 4
Coding region: 68-871 (267 amino acids)
Source: RefSeq, a predicted model, not a curated record